AGGUUAAAAGUAAAAAUUUGCAUCUGGCCACACUGGCUUUAACCCAAGUUUUGUUUAUUAUUAUUUAGCGGCUAAGUUUGUGUUUAUUUAACUAACAAUUAUGGAGGUGGAAUUUAGCAAGGACAACUUUCUCCUGCCUGAGAUGAAGUACGAAUAUUUGGAUCAUACCGCCGAUGUGCAACUCCACGGCUGGGGAACGAGUCUAAAGGAAGCCUUUGAACAAUGUGGCGUGGCCAUGUUCGGAUAUAUGACCGAACUGGAGUACGUAUCCGUGGAACAGUGCUUUGAGAUAGAAGCGAAGGGUGAUGAUCUGGAGGGAUUGCUGUUCCAUUUCCUUGACGAACUGCUGUUCCUCUUCUCCGCCGAGCCAUACUUGGUGUGCAAAAAGUUGGAGAUCACCAAGUUCGACAUGGAAACUUUUGAGAUAUCGUGCCGCUGCUAUGGUGAACCCUUUGAGCUGGGAAAGCAUCCGCAGGGCACCGAGGUGAAGGCAAUCACAUAUUCGGCGAUGCAAAUUGUUCAGGACACGACGGCCAACCACUACGAGGUGUUUGUCAUAAUUGAUAUUUGAUUCAGCAGCUCCGAUCGUAUGGAAUUAAAUGUGACUGUUUUUGUUUCCA
This is a messenger RNA of Drosophila kikkawai, 620 nucleotides long. RefSeq names its product protein archease (gene Archease). Lineage: Eukaryota; Metazoa; Arthropoda; Insecta; Diptera; Drosophilidae. Gene Ontology annotation, biological process: tRNA splicing, via endonucleolytic cleavage and ligation. Gene Ontology annotation, cellular component: tRNA-splicing ligase complex. The record is from RefSeq and is a predicted model, not a curated record.